AUGUUCACUUCGAAACAACAGGAAUCUACCGAUCAGUGGGAUCAUGUAACAACAAAACACUCGGCAUGUAAACGGAUGCCGUCGGAAAAAGGAAUCAGAGAAUUUGAAGUUUCAGAGUGGAUUGACGAUUAUGGCCUUUCUGGCGACGCUACUGGCACGGGGCUCGAUACCACUUCUCGAGAUCUCUUCUAUCCAGAUGCUGGACAGAAUCCUCUUGGAAUCGGCUUGAGUAGCCAUGGGGACAAUCUAGUUCAACCGGCGUGGUCACAGAUACUCCCGGAAAUCUCACCAUCCCAUAAUGCUUACUAUGGGAAUUACUCGCUGGAACUCUUGCCGCAGACAGUCGCUUCACCGAAUACUUAUCUCAUAGGACCUUUUGGUUCUUCCAUCCAAGGGUAUGAUCAUGCUUGUACCAGUAGCUCCGCAAUCCCGGAAAUCAGCACCGGUACUGCUAAUCACAUCGACGCAGCUCGAAGAUGUAUUCUGUGUGAAGACAUGGAACAUUCAAGUUCUUGCGUCCCACCAGCCCCAAGCCAUGGAUUCCUUAGUAGGCUGCCUUCAACUUCUGUCGACAAUUUUGAUUAUCAUGAGGAUCGGACUUCUGUUGCAGAGAACCCAAAGCUACAUUCAGAGUGA
This is a messenger RNA of Penicillium manginii, 636 nucleotides long. RefSeq lists its product as uncharacterized. The record is from RefSeq and is a predicted model, not a curated record. The transcript has a single exon. The coding region runs from base 1 to 636 and encodes 211 amino acids. NCBI's taxonomy places the organism in Eukaryota, Fungi, Ascomycota, Eurotiomycetes, Eurotiales, Aspergillaceae.